UUCGGAGCGGCGAGUUGGUGUUCUGUCAUUUCCGGGUUGCCAAAAACCUCUCCGCGCCUUGCACGCUUGGGCUGGACUGUGGCUGACUUUCUCUUCCAGCUGCUCCUUCGGCUUGGAAAGAACAGGCUCUCAAUUAAACAGUGCCCACUCAUGUGUGAAUGAAAGAUCAAGUGUCAAUCUCUUAGUGAUGCCAAUGGGCUCUUUAUGGACAAACUGAAUGGACUAAAAAGAGAACUAAACAUUUCAGAUAAAUUUCAUACAAGAUUUGUGGGCAAAGGUACAAGAUACUCUUCUACAUCAAUAAGCCUGCAAUGUAAUAUAUAUUGAGAGGCACUACCAAGGAAAAAAUUGUGAAGCAAUGGAAAGAUCUGGGAAAGAACUUUCUAAAACUCUCUGUUGGGAAGACAAGGAAGUAAAUGGAAUGACUGAAGGUGUCUCUUGCCCCCUUUCACUUCCUUCUCCCCUUCUCUGCUUGAAUGGUGGGGAAAACAUGCAGGUGGAAAUGCUAGAGAAAGCCCAAGAGCUCUUCCGGCUCUGUGACAAGGAGGAGAAGGGCUUCAUAACAAAAUUUGACAUGCGGCGCUUACAAACUGAACUACCAUUCACUACUGAACAGCUGGAAGCUGUUUUUGACAGUCUGGAGCAAGAUAAUAAUGGUUACCUCACCCCAGUAGAAUUCAGUGUAGGCCUAGGCAAGUUCAUAGGAAUUGAGCAGCACCAGAACUCUGAAAGCGCCAGACACGAGGAGACAUUUGAGUCAAGCUGGUCAGAGGAAUUGGACAAGACAGAUGAGGGGGAGAAACAAUUUUGCUCUGUGCUGGAGCAUCUUGAAGCAUCCCAGGUCUUUGAACAUCAGGGUGAAAUUCAAGAACUUUGGGUUCGACUCCAGAAAGAACUGCCAGAACUCCUAGCCAGCUUUGAAGAGUUUGUUUUCCGUAUUUCCUCAUACAUCAAGGAUAUGCACCACGAGAAGGAAUCCAUGGAACUGGUAUUAAAACGGCGAGAGACAGACCAUGACAGAGAAGUCAAGUGUCUCUAUGAGGAAAUGGAGCAACAAAUUAAAGCUGAAAGGGAGCGGCUGCUCUACCAGGAGUCAACAAGGCUUGAGAAAAGCAACCUGCUUCAGAAAGAAUUGCAGAGCAAAGAGCAAGAAUUUGAGAAAAUGCUUUACCGGCAGAAAAAGUUGGAACAUCAGUUACAAUGCCAGAACUCUGAGCAGCUAGAAUUGCGAGUACAAAAUGAGAGAUUACGAAUACUGAGUGAAAAUCUCCUGGAUCAGCUGGAGAGGACCAAAUGGGAACUGGAAGUAACUCGAAGUCGCUUGCAAGAAUUGCAGAAAGAAGCCCAGGUAGAGCAGGAACAGAAGGACAGAGAUAUAUUUCAAGCCUCUAAGAAUAUGCAGAAAGAAAAACAAAGCCUCUUGCGUCAAUUGGAGCUCCUCAGGGAGAUGAACAAAAAGCUGCGAGAUGAGAGAGACACCGUUGAAGCUAAGAAGAUGGCCGGUCUGAAAAAGAAAAAAUUAAUCCCCAGCCACCUCUCCUUUGCCUGCUGUUGUUGCUGCCAUCACCUGGGGACAUUUCAUUUACCUGGGGGACACUAACAGGAACACUGGGUUUAACUGUUCCUUGGUAAGGGCGUUUCUUUCAUGAGUCUAAAUGGAGCAAGGACUGCAUUUUUGCAAACCCGGGUCAUUGCAAAAGAUCAGCAUAGCUUGCCUAUUCCUGACUUUACAAGAAAGACUCUCUAAACAGACAUUUGUUGGACUGGAAAGCACAGAGAAUCUUUUGCACUUUUUGUACUAAAGGUAAAAUGCAGAGGAUGCAUUAGCUGAAUCUAUGUAAAACUGAAUCUUCCUCAUGGAGUUAAAAAAAUACACAGUGGUUUUCUCUCUUCCUCUGUUGUCACUGUUCCUGACACCUCGGGAACUUGUACCUGCAAGCCCUGUGCCUUGCUCCAGUCCAUAGCUAACAACGCUGUGUGCUAGCUUUUUUGCCAUAUUUAUUCAUGACCAUACCUUUCAAGGUUUUUGUAGUUGUGUAGCUCUAUUAAAGACUUAAAGGGUGCAUGCAUAUCCCUUUCUGCAUCUUACCUAGGUCUGUUCCUGCAAUGGGACUUUUCUCUUCCCCCCCCAUUUUUCUAUGUAUGCAUGUGUGUACAUUUCCAUACAGACAUGCACACUUGUAUACAGUGCAUUUGGAAAUUAUUCAGACCCCCUUCACUUUUUUCAAU
Messenger RNA from Python bivittatus (Burmese python), 2229 nucleotides. RefSeq names its product calcium release activated channel regulator 2B (gene CRACR2B). NCBI's taxonomy places the organism in Eukaryota, Metazoa, Chordata, Lepidosauria, Squamata, Pythonidae. The record is from RefSeq and is a predicted model, not a curated record. Gene Ontology annotation, molecular function: calcium ion binding.